Astyanax mexicanus (Mexican tetra) is the source of this 2789-nucleotide messenger RNA. RefSeq names its product tropomyosin 1 (alpha) (gene tpm1). Gene Ontology annotation, molecular function: actin filament binding. The record is from RefSeq and is a predicted model, not a curated record. Gene Ontology annotation, cellular component: actin filament. Gene Ontology annotation, biological process: cardiac muscle contraction; actin filament organization. The coding region runs from base 154 to 1134 and encodes 326 amino acids. The transcript is spliced from 10 exons. NCBI's taxonomy places the organism in Eukaryota, Metazoa, Chordata, Actinopteri, Characiformes, Acestrorhamphidae.
GGCAGACGGGGAGGACCGCUUGCACUCCACCUCAGCGUUCAGUUCGGCCCACACGCUCCGAGCUCAGCACCGGCCGUCAGCACUCCUCCGUACACACCAAGUUAUUUUUUAAUUUUCUGGAACCUUUGUGCAGCCAAACCAAAAUAAGCAGCCAUGGAUGCCAUCAAGAAGAAGAUGCAGAUGCUCAAGCUCGACAAGGAGAACGCCUUGGACAGAGCUGAGCAAGCUGAGGGAGAUAAGAAGGCAGCGGAGGACAGGAGCAAACAGCUGGACGAUGAGUUAAGAGAAUUGGAAAAGAAAUUGCGCAUAACCGAGGAUGAGCGCGAUAAAGUGUUUGAGGAGUUCCAAAAGGCCGAGGAAAAGCUGCUGACCGCCGAGGAGGUCGCCACCAAGCUCGAGGAUGACUUGGUAGCUCUGCAGAAGAAACUGAAGGCCACAGAGGAUGAGUUGGACAAGUAUUCUGAGGCUCUUAAAGACGCGCAGGAGAAGCUGGAGCUGGCUGAGAAGAAAGCCACAGACGCUGAGGGUGAUGUAGCCUCUCUUAACAGACGUAUCCAGCUGGUUGAGGAGGAGUUGGAUCGUGCUCAGGAGCGUUUGGCCACUGCCCUUCAGAAGCUGGAGGAGGCUGAGAAGGCUGCUGAUGAGAGUGAGAGAGGCAUGAAGGUCAUUGAGAACAGGGCACUGAAGGAUGAGGAGAAGAUGGAGCUGCAAGAGAUCCAGCUCAAAGAGGCCAAACACAUUGCUGAGGAAGCUGAUCGCAAAUAUGAGGAAGUGGCCCGUAAGCUGGUGAUUGUUGAGGGUGAGCUGGAGCGUACAGAGGAGCGUGCUGAGCUGUCUGAAAGACAUGUGCAUGGAUUACAGGACGAGAUCAAACGGUUGGACCAAACGUUUAAGUCAUUAAAAGCAGCAGAAGGACAGUACUCACAGAAGGAAGACAAAUAUGAGGAGGAGAUCAAGGUCCUCACCGACAAACUGAAGGAGGCUGAGACUCGUGCUGAGUUUGCUGAGAGAUCUGUAGCCAAGCUUGAGAAGACCAUUGAUGACCUGGAAGAUGAGUUGUAUGCCCAGAAACUCAAGUACAAAGCUAUCAGCGAAGAGCUGGACCACGCUCUCAACGACAUGACUUCAAUGUAAUUUGUGUGCUGUGUCUGCUUGUGCCUCUGCCUGCCCACCUUACCCCUCCCAUCCGUUCGCUUCUCGCCUACCCUACCUACACCUCAUCACUACACCAAUCUGCCUUGUGACUUUAAUAUACCAACUCCUUUUAAUCUCCUUUUAUAAAAUGUCCUGCUAUCUCUGUGACUUGGCAAGAUCGUUGGCUCCUGGUAAUCCUCCUUCAGUUGAAGUCUUGUUCAGUUUAGAGAUGUUAAUAGUAGUCUGUGGCAUGUUCAUGCCUUUUGCACAGUUGGAGGCAAAGGCUGUGAAUUUAUGCUUAGUAAAAUGUGUGUCUGCAUUGGAGGAAGUGUAAAGAUUUGAAGAAGUUCAUCAGUGAAGCCAGAUUUUGUGGAAGCAGUGUAUAGUAGUGCAUUUUCUUUUUCUACCAGUUUGUACUGUUUUCUGUAACCACUGUGUUACUUUUUCUUAAAAGAAAUAUUUUCUAAUCCAUGAAGUACAUGAACCACCAAACUCUGCUACUGUUUAAUCAUAAUUCAUUGUUAACCCUGUCAUACAGCAUGUACACAUUUUACUGAAAUACGGCGGUGCUGAAGGGGAAGCGUUUCAGUGAAAACUGUGCCUGGUUACUUCCUGUGUGUUUCCUCUUUGGUGUACCCUGUCUGAUUUAUAAUAGCUCCUCUGCCAAUUAACCAAAUAUGAUAUGAUGUCAAAGGCGUCUUUGUUUUUGGCUCCUCUCCAUGGCCAUUAAGGGUACAUAUAAGCUGUUCUUUAAACUGGCGUUCUGUACAGAAAGCACAUUUUGUCAAGUUACUCCCGAAUUUAAAGCUGCAUGUGGUGAUGAGGGUUUGUUUUAAUUGAAUUUAUGCACUCUGACUACUAGGCAAUCGCUAGGCAUUUGUGCAGCCAUAUUUAUUACCACUAUUGAACGGUUUUAGAUGGUGGAAGUAUACUGGUGAUAUUUCAGUGUUUCCUUUGCAAAGUAUUACAAAUACUGACAUAUACAUGAUUGCAUGGCUUAAAUGGGCCAUUAAAUUAUAGAUUGGCUUUUCUUAAUCCAAAUUGGAUGCUACAUGAAGGAACUGAGUCCACUGCAAUGCCUACACCACCAGUCUGUAUGGUGGCUAAUGCCUCAUGUGUAGAUCUUAUUGUGCACUUGUAGUGCUAGUACAUUAUAUGGGAAACAGCUUGUAUUUGUAAGAUGCUCAGGUUCUGUCUAGUUCAGCAAAUGGAGGUUCGAUGGAACAUAAUUUUAGAAGAUGAAAUUUUGGUUUUUGAGAUUUUGCCUUAAACUGUGUGCUUGAGAUUCUAACCUCUGGGCAAUGCCUCUACACUGGGCAUUGUGGCUCUUGGUUUGCAGUGACCCUCUGGUGUGUGGUGUGCGUCCUUUCAGCCCAAAACAGUAGCCCUUCUUCAACUUCUAUUCUGCUCCUUUUCCCUGCACAGAUAAAACUUUUUACACCCCCACCAGACGCCUCCUGCCGGCUGAGCGGCAUCCUACUACUCUCUCCAGCCUUCUGCCCUUUUCUCUUCUCUUCUGUCUCUCCUUGCCCCUCUCCCCCCCAACACCCCCCCCCCCACCCCUCAGUCAUUUUUGUUAUGUUCACCUUUCUUGUACAGUACCUUUUGAUUUCUUUCUGCACUGUGUAAAAAUAAACGUUCCUUCUAUUUACACA